Messenger RNA from Culex pipiens pallens (northern house mosquito), 2389 nucleotides. RefSeq names its product putative fatty acyl-CoA reductase CG5065. The transcript has 5 exons. The record is from RefSeq and is a predicted model, not a curated record. Gene Ontology annotation, molecular function: alcohol-forming very long-chain fatty acyl-CoA reductase (NADP+) activity. The coding region runs from base 780 to 2354 and encodes 524 amino acids. NCBI's taxonomy places the organism in Eukaryota, Metazoa, Arthropoda, Insecta, Diptera, Culicidae. Gene Ontology annotation, cellular component: peroxisome. Gene Ontology annotation, biological process: long-chain fatty-acyl-CoA metabolic process.
ACAGAGAAUCCUCUUUUUACGCAGUGGCGUUACGCUUUUUAUUUCGUAGAUUUCUCUUCAACCAUAAAAUAUUAUUGCAAGCUUCAAAUAGUGUUUUGUAGAUCUGUAGUAAAUCUACAAUUUGCUUUUAAAACAUUGCAAAAAUGCUGCGUCAUUCCAGAGAAGUCUACAAAUAUGAAAAACGUAACACAUCGCGUAAAAAGAGGUGUCACUGUACUCGUUUUAUUAUUAUACGGAUCCCCAUCCCAGACCAUUUGUCUAUGCGCCUAUCCAGGCCUGCCAGGGUUAAUCAAUUUCCACGAUGACUAUGGGGUAAUCCAGGGCAACACGCCUUUCUUGUCCAGUAUUUGCCGUUCAUUUGUGCAACUCUGAUUGGCUGCUCGACUCGUCAAACGCAAGGCGACGGCCGCCGAACUGAAUUUCACCACGUGCGCAGAUCAAAGGUGACAAAAUUAAGUCUGUCGAAACUACUCCGACCGACCAGUCCAGUCCGGCAUGAAUCGAAGCCAUGACCUCCCCCCGGAAAGGGGGGGUUCCCAGCUGUGUUGGCGUAAGUUCCGAAAUGUUCAGUUGGUUGUUUUGUAGAAUGCACGAGUCUAGGAAGACGAUCGUCGCCGAAUCGGCAGGUAGCUUACGUCGUUCCCAAUUGAAGAAAUGGUCGAAAUGAAUCGCUCAUGAAUUACUCAUUAGCAUCGAUACGGUUGCUGUACGGGAAUCGGAUUUUGGUACGAGCCGAUCGCGACGAUUGAGGGGUUUUCGAGUGUUCGAUAAGGUUAUAAAUGUUGGUUGAUUACGCCGUUAGAACUCAGUGUGGGGUUCAGUGUUCUGUUGGUUGGGUGAAAGUGCGAACGAAGAGUGCGAUCAUGAGUUCGGUUCCGUUGAAGGGUAUCCCGGAAACGUUUGCCGGGGCGGAUGUGUUCAUCACGGGAGGUUCCGGCUUCAUGGGGAAGGUGCUGAUCGAGAAGUUGAUCCGAUCGUGCCCGGAUGUUGGCCAGGUGUUUGUGCUGGUACGACCCCGCCGGGGCAAGUCCCCGGAAGAGCGGAUCGCUGAGCUGGUGAAGGUUCCGUUGUUUGACAAGGUGCGCGAGAUGCAUCCGGAAAAUAUCCAGAAGAUCGUGCCGAUCUGUGGGGAUUGUUCGGAGCUGAAGCUGGGACUGGACGAAGAAAGUUUGAAGAGAAUGGAGAAUGUUCAGUUUGUGUUUCAUGCUGCGGCAAGCGUCCGCUUUGAUGAUCCACUGGAGAAAGCGAUCCUGUUGAAUACCCGUGGAACGCGUGAGGUGAUUCAUUGGGCCACGACGUUGAAGAGCCUGAAAGCAGUGGUACAUAUCUCUACGACCUACAGCAAUCCGGAGAUAUUCGAGAUCGAGGAACGGAUCUAUCCGGCCAAGAUGGACUGGCGAAAGGCGAUCGAGAUGGCGGAGAACGUCGAUUCGGAGGUAUUCCAGACCAUGUCCCAGAAGUUAACCGGAUUCGCCCCAAAUACGUACACCUUCACCAAGGGACUUGCCGAGCAGAUCUGCAACGAUUAUCACAAGGAACUGCCGAUCGUCGUCUUUCGACCGUCGGUUGUUACCAACACCGAGGAGGAACCUGUCCACGGAUGGAUCGAUAACUUCAACGGUCCCGUUGGACUGCUCGUUGGAAUGGGCAUUGGACUGAUGCGAACCGGCUACGUCAACCUGAACAACCGAAUCAACUGCAUCCCAGCGGACGUGAGCAUCAAAGCCAUGAUCAUCGCGGCCUGGAAGAAGGCCAACGAAGGACCAGGGCAGCUUACGGUGAUCAACAGUGCCGCGGAAGUGCACAAGACAGCGGACUACAACUUCCUGAUCUACGAUGCGCGGUACGUGUACUACAAGCACCCGAUGUCCCAGGUCCUGUGGGCUCCCGGUGGAACUCACGCUCCGUGCAAGUACGUGUACUACCUGCUGUUCUUCCUGUACCAGGUGGUACCUUCGAUGUUCCUUGACAUGGCAUUGAAAGCGCGCGGAAAAAAGCCAUUCUUACUCAAACUACAACGCAAGGUCUUCGAUGCACAGAUGUCACUGAAAUACUUCACCGACAAUGAGUGGGUCUUCAAAACGGACAACUUCCGAAAUCUUGCCCACGAUCUCUUAGAAUCUGACCGUGAAACCUUCAGCAUCGCAUACAUGUGCCUUGGGAUGCAGGAGUACUACCGGCGCUGCAUCCUUGGGGGUCGCCGUUACCUGAUGCGCGAGUCCGACGAUACGAUACCGGCCGCAAAGGAGAAGCUGAAACGUUUGCUGAUGAUCAACAAGAUAGCAAAGGGACUGUUUUUCGCCUUGCUAGCUUACAUACUUUACAAAACGGUUUACGUUCCGUAUUUUGCUUGAAAAAAAAAGACUCGCAGUACGUUUUUCAAUCAAUG